AUGGAGAACACACUUAACUACACUAACUCUACUCUCAAUGGUCUAACCUCCACUCUACAAGCUCUCAUAUCCUGUUUGGAUCAAGUUCCUAUCCUCAGCAAUCAACCUUCGAGCUCCAAUACACUUCCUUCUCAACUUUUACCCAACCCAAAGGGUGGAAUUAAUGCCAUUACUUUGAGGUCUGGAACCACACUGCCAGAGAGGAGUCUUGAGGAGCCAACCAAAAAAGAAAAUAUUCCAGCUGAAGACACUGUUGAGGUAGAAAAUGCUGCAGAAGAGGACACACAAGACAUAGUUGAAGAAAAAGUAGCUCAACCAAAGAAUAGAGUACCAAAGGAAGGUGAAGCUACAGAAGAUGCCAUUCCCAUUCCAUUUUCACACCUUGCUAGGAAAUCUAGAAAGCAGAUGGAACUAGACCUGAAGAUGGUAGAGAUAUUCAAAAAGGUUGAGGUAACUAUUCCCCUUUUUUAUGCUAUUCAACAAGUACCUAAAUAUGCUAAGUUUCUAAAAGAUCUAUGUAUGCAUAAGGAUAAAAUUAAUGAUUUAGAAACUAUUCCCUUAGGUAGCUCUAUAUCUGCUUUAAUGGGUGAUAUACCAGAAAAAUGUGGGGAUCUUGGUCCAUGCAUGGUUACUUGUGCUAUUGAGGGUGUUCAAUUUUUUGACUGCAUGUGUGAUUUAGGAAUCGCUGAAGACGUGCUGGUGAGCAUCAGGGGGUUGACAUUCCCUAUUGACUUUUAUAUUUUAGAGAUGCCCCCUAAUGACUCAGGGAGACCAUCAUCCAUCCUACUAGCAAGGCCAUUUCUGAAGACUUCCAAGUUUAAGCUAAACGCCUUCUCAGGAGCAUACUCUUUUGAGAUUGAUGGCAGAACAGUCUGUUUCAAUCUUGAUAAAGCCAUGAGGUACCCACAAGAAGACCACUCUAUCAUCCAAUGUGACGUUAUUGAAGAAGUUGUGGCAGAAGUUCACCAAGAAGAUAUGGAUGACAAGACAAUAGAAGCAGAUGUAAGUGUGGGGAUGCCAUCAAAGUUUACUGAGGACACCCCACUACCCUCCAUGACCUUGGAUGAUCAAGAGCCUAGCCAUGAGCAGGAGACGGAAUUGAAGCCCCUUCCAUCCCACCUCAAGUAUGCUUAUCUUGAGGAUAAUUAG
Messenger RNA from Arachis stenosperma, 1149 nucleotides. RefSeq lists its product as uncharacterized. The transcript is spliced from 2 exons. The coding region runs from base 1 to 1149 and encodes 382 amino acids. NCBI's taxonomy places the organism in Eukaryota, Viridiplantae, Streptophyta, Magnoliopsida, Fabales, Fabaceae. The record is from RefSeq and is a predicted model, not a curated record.